AUGUCCAUUGCACUGCAACAGAUACGCACCAAGUCGAUCUCGCUCCACCUCGAGAAGGAAAACAUACCACCCGCAAAAGCUGGCAGACUCAGCGCGAACUCGCCAGCUGCCCUUGACCGUCUUAUCAAGCCCUUCAAAUGUCCCGGCUCAGCCAACUCCCGCAAGUCCAAGGGUGAGCCGGCCAGAAAGAGGAGAAAAGUCAAUUAUGCCGAAGUGGACGGCGGGAGCGAAGAUACAAGUGGCGGGUUUACACUCGAUGAAGACUCUGCAGCUCUCAAAGAUCGCUUUCCAGUGUUCAAGGUCAAGGACAAAGAGACGACAUUUCGGGCUCGAUUCUCCGUUCCUUUGAUCAACAAGAAUGCUUUCGACCCGUCACGCCCCUCGCCCACUCUGGGAAUGCGGCGAGGUAAUGGUUUUGUCAAUAAACCUCUACAUGAUCCCAGUGGAGAAUUCGCAAUUGUUCUAUACGACCCAACCAUAGAUGAGAAGCCCGAGGAGAAGGUGGAAGCCAAGAAAGACGAAGAGAAGCCGAAGCUCGAUACACCUCUCAUGCACAAAAGUCUGGCCGAAAUACUGGGAAUCAAAAAGCAAGUCGAAGGCGAGAGACCCAAAGUGCCGGUAGUCAUCGAUCCGAGGUUGGCCAAAGUGCUGCGGCCCCAUCAGGUAGAGGGUGUCAAGUUUUUGUACAGGUGUACCACAGGACUUGUGGAUGAGAAGGCCAAAGGCUGUAUUAUGGCCGAUGAAAUGGGCUUGGGGAAGACUCUACAAUGUAUCACUCUCAUGUGGACAUUACUCAAGCAAUCAUCAGAGGCCGGCAAGUCCACGAUCCAGAAAUGUGUCAUUGCAUGCCCCGCCAGUCUGGUCAAAAACUGGGCAAAUGAGCUUGUCAAAUGGCUCGGCGAGGGCGCCAUCCACCCCUUUGCCAUUGAUGGGAAGGCAACGAAAGAAGAGCUCACGAUGCAACUGAGACAAUGGGCAAUGGCCACCGGCAGAGGCAUUGCGAGACCCGUGUUGAUCGUAUCGUAUGAAUCUUUGAGGUUGAAUAUCGAAGAGCUCAAAGAUGUCAAGAUCGGGUUGAUGCUGUGUGAUGAAGGACACCGCUUGAAGAACGCCGAAAGCGAGACAUAUAUGGCGUUGACCGGAUUGAAUGUCGACCGACGGGUCAUUCUAUCAGGGACACCCAUUCAGAACGACCUCACUGAGUAUUAUGCCUUGCUGGACUUUGCGAACCCGGGCUACCUAGGGACCAAGGCUGACUUCCGGAAGAAGUUUGAGCUUCCCAUUCUGCGCGGCCGCGAUGCUGCAGGAUCAGACGCGGACAAGCAAAAGGGUGAAGAAGCCAAUGCCGAGCUGGGAUCCCUGGUCAAGAAAUUCAUCAUCCGAAGAACAAACGACAUCCUAUCCAAAUACUUGCCCGUCAAGUAUGAACAUGUGGUGUUCUGCAAUCUUGCGCCGUUCCAGAAGGAUCUCUACAAUUACUUCAUCCAAAGUCCCGACAUCAAGAGUCUAUUGAGAGGCAAGGGUAGCCAGCCACUCAAAGCAAUCGGAAUUCUCAAGAAAUUGUGCAACCACCCCGAUCUUUUGGAUCUUGAGAAAGAUCUUCCCGGAAGCGAGAAGUGUUGGCCUGAGGACUAUGUCCCCAAAGAAGCCCGGGGUCGCGAUCGUGAUGUCAAAUCGUGGCACUCUGGCAAAUUUGCUGUUCUCGAACGUAUGCUUGCUCGAAUCCGUCAAGACACGAACGACAAGAUUGUGCUCAUCAGCAACUACACUCAGACGUUGGAUGUUUUUGAGAAGCUCUGUCGUGCGCGCAACUACGGAUGUCUUCGACUGGACGGCACCAUGAACGUUAACAAACGACAGAAGCUCGUGGAUAAAUUUAACGAUCCCAAUGGCGAAGAAUUCGUGUUUUUGUUGAGCAGCAAGGCAGGUGGCUGUGGCAUCAACUUGAUUGGGGCGAAUCGUCUUGUUCUGUUCGACCCUGAUUGGAAUCCGGCCGCAGACCAGCAGGCUCUUGCCCGUGUGUGGCGAGAUGGCCAAAAGAAGGACUGCUUCGUGUACAGGUUCAUGGGAACAGGCACGAUCGAAGAAAAGAUUUUCCAGCGCCAAUCGCACAAGCAGGCACUUUCGUCGACGGUGGUGGACUCAGCGGAAGAUGUCGAGCGACAUUUCACCCUCGACUCUCUUCGAGAGCUGUUCCAAUUUAAACCGGACACCAACAGCGAUACCCAUGACACGUUUAAAUGCAAACGGUGCAAGCCGGACGGCACUCAACAAAUCAAGGCGCCAGCCAUGCUUUACGGCGACACCAGCUCUUGGAAUCAUUUUGUCAACUCCGGAGAGAAGGGGCCACUCGGCAAGAUCCAAGACCUCUUGCUUCGACAGGAGGCGUCGGAGGAGGCAGUGAGUGCUGUUUUCCAGUAUAUCAGCCAUUAA
Fonsecaea erecta is the source of this 2433-nucleotide messenger RNA. RefSeq lists its product as hypothetical. Lineage: Eukaryota; Fungi; Ascomycota; Eurotiomycetes; Chaetothyriales; Herpotrichiellaceae. Gene Ontology annotation, molecular function: DNA translocase activity; ATP binding; ATP-dependent chromatin remodeler activity. The transcript is spliced from 2 exons. Gene Ontology annotation, cellular component: nucleus. The record is from RefSeq and is a predicted model, not a curated record. Gene Ontology annotation, biological process: reciprocal meiotic recombination; double-strand break repair via synthesis-dependent strand annealing. Bases 1 to 2433 code for a protein of 810 amino acids.